AUGUUGUGAGGGGAAAGGAGACCACCCCAUCCAUGUGCGCCACUUUCACAACUAAAACAAAACCCCACACACACAAGUCGCUGGUUCUCCUCCAGUGCAGAACGUACAGAGUUGAGGGCUCUUGGUGUGUGUGUCUCUCUCUCUCUGUGUAAAGGAUGCAUUGGUGCCUGGGGUCCUCAGCAUUUCUACCAGACUCGACUCGACUCAGCACCCCUGGACAUGGCACAGGCAGGAGGACACCUCGGCCUCUUCACCCCACGGGACUGACAGAGCAAUCGGAUCGAUUCUAAUCGACUCGUUUGAGGACUCCGAGGGAACUCGGCGCUAAAGCGAGUCUGUGUUUUCUAUCUAGAUAUACACAUCAAAAAGCCAAGCCUGAUUUGCUAUCAGAAAAACUCCCAGACGGUGUGUGAGGUGAGCACAGUAAUGGUCACCUUCCUCUAUGCCAUGGUCAUUCUGUAUGUUGGAAGUUUGAAGGCCGCCCCAUUGCAAUCAAACAGCACGGUGCGAAGCCGGGGAGUCCUGGGCGACGCCCUGAGCCCUGACCCGCCACUCAGCGACGACGAAGACGACGACGACGACGCCUACCCACUUGACGACAUGCUGGGAGAGGUGCCGGCCCUCGGGCCUGAGGCCUCAGGGAGGGAGUGGGACUUGUACUCACCGCGGGUGACCCUGGCCGCCCAGCCCCCGGGCGUGCCGCCUCUGCUCUUCAUCAUGGAGGAGACGCUGGGGAGGGCGGACAUGGCCAACCGGACGGUGAGGCUGAAGCGGCAGGCCCCCAGCCCGGGAGCCGGGGGGGUCGACCCUUCCCGGAGGGGGGACCUGUCAGUGUGCGACAGCGUCAGCCGCUGGGUGACGGACCGCCGAGCGGCAGUAGACGUCCAUGGUAAGAUGGUCACCGUCAUGAUCGAUGUGCCUACCUCCACCGGGCCCCUCAAGCAAUACUUCUACGAGACGAAGUGCAACGAGCGAUCCUCGACAGCGCAAGGUGGCUGCCGUGGUGUCGACAAGAGGCACUGGAUCUCCGAGUGCAAGACCAAGCAAUCCUAUGUCCGCGCCCUCACCAUGGACACUCAGAAACGUGCUGGUUGGCGCUGGAUACGCAUUAACACCUCUUGCGUUUGCACAUUAAUUAGCCGGACGGGCAGAAUGUGACCAAAAAAGCCUUUCCUCCAUCCAUUCCCCCAUCUAUUGGUGUUAUCUAUGUGUUUUUUUUUCUGUAAAUAUAUAAAAUAUAUAAAUUAUUU
Messenger RNA from Rhincodon typus (whale shark), 1250 nucleotides. Its product is annotated as neurotrophin-4-like. Gene Ontology annotation, molecular function: growth factor activity; nerve growth factor receptor binding. The record is from RefSeq and is a predicted model, not a curated record. Gene Ontology annotation, biological process: cell surface receptor protein tyrosine kinase signaling pathway; positive regulation of peptidyl-serine phosphorylation; negative regulation of neuron apoptotic process. Bases 427 to 1158 code for a protein of 243 amino acids. The transcript is spliced from 2 exons. Lineage: Eukaryota; Metazoa; Chordata; Chondrichthyes; Orectolobiformes; Rhincodontidae.